UGGUCGAGCCGGAGUCCAUCAUCGUGCAGCGGAAGCCGGCACGACAGCAAAACCGCCCUUGACACGCCGCCGUCUCCUCCGCCCCCUUCUGGUCAUUCCACUAGCUCCCUCCACUACCACCUCGCCCCCCUCCCUCACCGGCCGGCGACGAUUCCCCAACUCGGACCUGCCGUUCGGGUUUCUUGCUCAUUUCCGGAUGUGAUUAACGGAGAAUGCUGGACUUGAACAUUUGAUCCAUUGCUGCCAAGGCCCUCUUUUUCCUCUGCUGGUGGUAGCAAGGCUCCAUGGCUUUCGGAGAAGAGAGAUAUGUGAAAUUUCAGGACUGGAGGUCUGAGUAUUCUGUCAGUUCAGAGAGGGUAAUUUCAGAAGAAAGACAUAAUGCAUUUGACUCACUAAAGGAUAAGACUCUAGGAGCCUUGUCAUUCUUUGGGAACGUUUCGCAUUCUGAAAACCUGAACAGAUCAACUCCAGAGGAAAAGAAGGCAAAAGCAAGAGUUCUCGAUCCUCAAGGGCCAUUUUUGCAAAGAUGGAACAAGAUAUUUGUGAUAUCAUGUCUUAUUGCCGUUUCUGUGGACCCAUUAUUCUUCUAUAUCCCUUUGAUUGAUGGUGACAAAAACUGCCUGUAUCUGGACAGGAAGUUGGCAAGGGUAGCAAGUAUCCUGCGCUUUUUCACAGAUAUCUUCUAUUUGCUGCAUAUGAUAUUCCAGUUCAAAACAGGAUUUGUUGCCCCAUCUUCCAGAGUAUUUGGUCGAGGAGUCUUGGUCGAAGACACAUUUGCAAUAGCAAAGCGGUAUCUGUCAACAUAUUUCGUGAUUGAUUUUCUAGCUGUCCUACCCCUCCCUCAGGUAUUUGUAUUGAUAGUGCUCCCCAAUCUCCAAGGUUCAGAGGUUAUGAAGGCAAAGGAUGUAUUGAUGAUUAUAGUUACAUGUCAAUAUGUGCCUCGACUAGUCCGAAUAAUACCACUCUACCUUCAAAUCACGAGGUCGGCUGGUAUAAUUACAGAGACGGCAUGGGCUGGUGCUGCUUUUAACCUUUUAAUUUAUAUGCUCGCUAGUCAUGUAUUUGGAGCUGGUUGGUACCUUCUUUCCGUUAAGAGAGAAGACACCUGUUGGAGAGAUGAAUGUAACAAGAGAGGCCUAGGUUUUUCAUCUUUAUAUUGUGGGAGUACCACAGCUGGAGAGAAUGAUUUUUUAAGAGAUGUUUGUGCGACAAAUGGUGACGCUGACAUAGACCCAAUAUUUGGAAUUUACCAACCGGCUCUUACAACUGUUUCACAGUCGACGAGUUUCUUUGAGAAAUUUUUCUACUGCUUUUGGUGGGGUCUGCAAAGUCUAAGCUCUCUUGGUCAAAAUCUGAAAACAAGCACUUACACAUGGGAGAAUUUGUUUGCUGUUUUUGUCUCGAUAUCCGGUUUAGUCUUAUUCGCACUCCUUAUUGGUAAUGUGCAGACCUAUUUACAAUCAGCCUCUGUGCGUAUAGAAGAAAUGAGAGUGAAAAGGCGCGACACGGAGCAAUGGAUGGCACAUCGACUACUUCCCGAGAACCUCAAGGAGCGAAUACUGCGUCACGAACAAUACAGGUGGCAAGAAACAAGAGGAGUUGAUGAAGAGGGCCUUCUUAUGAAUCUUCCCAAGGAUCUUAGGAGAGAGAUAAAGCGACAUCUUUGUCUAUCACUUCUCAAGAAGGUUCCUAUGUUUGAAAACAUGGACGAGCAGCUCCUGGAUGCGAUGUGUGAUCGUCUAAAGCCCAUGCUGUACACUGAAGACAGCUGCAUAAUUCGAGAAGGAGACCCAGUGAAUGAAAUGCUAUUCGUCAUGAGAGGAUAUUUGGAGAGUACGACAACAAAUGGUGGGCAGAGUGGUUUCUUCAACUCCAAUGUUCUGAAAGGGGGAGACUUCUGCGGUGAAGAGCUCCUCACUUGGGCUCUUGACCCCGCUGCAGUUUCGAACCUUCCCAGCUCAACCAGGACAGUGAAGACGUUGUCUGAAGUGGAAGCCUUUGUUCUGAGGGCCGAUGACUUGAAGUUUGUGGCCACUCAGUUCAGGAAACUCCAUAGCAAACAACUCCAGCACACUUUUAGGUUCUACUCACAACAAUGGAGAACCUGGGCCGCUUGUUUCAUACAGGCAGCUUGGCACAGAUAUUGCAGAAAGAAGUUGGAAGAUGCUUUGUUUGAGAAGGAGAAGAGGUUGCAAGCAGCGAUCGUAAGCGACGACUCUACCAAGCUCAGUCUUGGCGCGGCACUGUAUGCCUCGCGUUUUGCUGGCAACAUGAUGCGGAUCCUACGGCGUAACGCCACCCGAAAGGCUCGUUUGCAGGAAAGAGUGCCUGCAAGGCUGCUACAGAAGCCGGCAGAACCCAACUUUUUUGCUGAAGGAGAGUAAUUUUUCUAAGACAGUCAUGGUCCAACCGGUAAAAGUUUGCUCCUGCACCCCAACUCACCAGUUGACUCAGAUUUAUGAUUGGAUGUUGUACAUAGAUAUCGCUUGGUUUAAAGCUUUGUGGUUUAUUUGAUGUAUAAUUCAAUGUGUAAUUGUUUUUGUUGUUGUCUGUACAUGUGCUAUCUUUGUAUACGGAAAAACGGGAUGCAUCUGUUAUAAGCGUUCCACACUGCAUUCGUACCACAUAUUUAGGAAAUGGGAAUUUGUGUAAAUGUGAAUGAUCA
Lolium perenne is the source of this 2665-nucleotide messenger RNA. RefSeq names its product cyclic nucleotide-gated ion channel 1. Gene Ontology annotation, biological process: transmembrane transport; monoatomic ion transport. NCBI's taxonomy places the organism in Eukaryota, Viridiplantae, Streptophyta, Magnoliopsida, Poales, Poaceae. Gene Ontology annotation, molecular function: monoatomic ion channel activity. Gene Ontology annotation, cellular component: membrane. The record is from RefSeq and is a predicted model, not a curated record.